Molecule: messenger RNA, 1086 nt
Organism: Alternaria ethzedia
Lineage: Eukaryota; Fungi; Ascomycota; Dothideomycetes; Pleosporales; Pleosporaceae
Exons: 2
Coding region: 1-1086 (361 amino acids)
Source: RefSeq, a predicted model, not a curated record
AUGGCCACCGCCGUAAACUCCACCCAGCACCUGGACAUGCUCCAGAGCAUGCUCAAUGCUGUGUUCCUCCAUUCUGGGCGCUUUCUCAAAGAGGAGCAGGCGGGCGGCGGCACCGGGCGCAUGAGGCAGCAGCUGCAAAAGGUCGUGCCUUCUGCUACCGAGCGCUUUCACGAUGCGCUCGACGAGCUCGAGAACGAGGUCCGUCUGGCGCAGACCGUCCUGCGCCGCGACAUGGCGCUGCUGAAGCAGGACCGAAAGAAGAAGGAGGCCGCAGCGAAGCAGCACGAAGUCGAGAAGGCGCGACUGGCAGCGGAGGCGAAGAACGUCCCGGCGCCAGUUGAGGAAGAGCCGGUGAAGGUCGAAAAGGUUGCGACACCAGCAGCGCCCGAGCCAGCCGUGUCGCAACCAGAACAGGCGCCCGAGGCAGCGAGCGCAAAGGAGCCCGAGGCAGAAGAAGCCUCCAAGAAAGAAGACGACGCCGCGAAAGACGCGAAAGCACCACCACCGCCGCCCAUCGAGACCGACGUCGAGCCUCCGAAAGACCCCCUCUUCGACGGCACGCCCACCACCGGCAACGCGCAAGAGUCCGAGUUCGACUUCGAUGCCAUGUUUGGCGACGCGAUGGACACAUCGGGCGACAACCCGCACCACGACAUGAUGGAUACCUCAGGCGACAUGGACUUUAACCUCGAUGACGGCAACGACGGACCCUCGCUACUACGCGGUCUCGAGGACUUCGCCAAGGACAGCGAUGACGACGCGAACCAAGCCUCGGCCAUGGACAUUGACUUCACCAUGGCAGACCUGCCAGGCUUAGAUAUGAAUACCGACGCGACUGCGAAUACGAGCGAUAAUGCGACGGCCGCGAAGCCAGCGGAACCAGAGCCCGAGCCUGCAAAGGCCGAGGAGCCCAAACCCGCCGAACAGCCGCCGGUCGAGGAGAAGAAGGAAGAGCCGAUCACUACUACCAACGACGAGAUGAUGGAUACCAUGACUACGGAUAACCUCGAAGAUCUCUUCAACAUGGAAGAAUACGAGAACCCCGAGCAGUCGCAGUUCGACGACGCCUUCUUCAAUUUCGAGUAG